Mytilinidion resinicola is the source of this 1035-nucleotide messenger RNA. RefSeq lists its product as uncharacterized. The transcript has a single exon. The coding region runs from base 244 to 789 and encodes 181 amino acids. The record is from RefSeq and is a predicted model, not a curated record. Lineage: Eukaryota; Fungi; Ascomycota; Dothideomycetes; Mytilinidiales; Mytilinidiaceae.
CGGAGGGGCGCGGUGGAGGAUGGCGGACGUGGCCUGUUUAUCACUUGGAGGUGGGACGGCCCUUGGGCAACGGCGAUCAAUAACGCCGCCGAGAUUAGGGGCAGCAGUGGGCCAGUGUACGCGGCUAUCACGCAGAGGCGUGUCGGCAGAGAGAGCAACGAGUGAAGGAGAGUGCGAGCGGGCGCGCAAGACAGCUGCUUUUCACUGCUCGCUGGGCCGCUGUAAGAAGUUUCCCCUUCUGGCAUGGCCUGCUUCUGUGCCCGCCACCGAUCACGGGCGACCUUGCAGACGCCAACGCUCCCGUGGCGCGUCUCCACAGCGCCUGGUGCUCUCCAUCCACCUGAAACCUGCAACGCCCACUCUGCCACCUCCGGGGCAGUUGUUUCACCCUCCUACCCGCCCGCCUGUGACCGCGCGCGCUCUCGAACUCUAGCAGUCGAGUUGAACACUCCCGGCGUCGUCUAUCAAUCGGAUGCAGCCGCAGACAUCCCUCCGGCACUCACCGGCCACUACGGCAGGGGGCCACGCAAUGGCAGUUCAUGCUUGCCUCUGUUGAGAAUCGCCUGUGCUCUGGGCGUUCAGGGGGCUUGGGAGGUGGGGUGGCAAUUGCUGGCUGCGAAGAGCGAACGCCGAGUCAUCAUGGGAAGUGCAGGGCUGUCACGGCGAUGGGCCUGGCACGUUGUGCUUUUGGAGACGGCGACGUGUGAUAUCCUUCAAACGCAGCAUCAACACCGCAGUCGGCAUCCGAGGUUUGCUCAUGGCAACCCACUUCUGCUGGACCGCUGCUAAAUCAAGGACGGCCAAGAUGAUGGCUUCGCAUCCUCAAACGAUGGCACUGGAUUAGUGAUGAAGCACGUGAAGAGAUCAGAAUCAGCGAAACACACAGGCUUGGCAAGUCUUCUGGCUUUUAGAUUUUUGUAUCACAUUGGACCCAGGCUGUUUGAAACCCGUGAUAUGCUACCUGCCUCUCGCGGCAGGCCAACUUGGAUACUACCACCAUGGAGAACCCCGAAGCCGCAAAACAGAUCCCGGAAC